Nasonia vitripennis (jewel wasp) is the source of this 4287-nucleotide messenger RNA. RefSeq lists its product as uncharacterized. The record is from RefSeq and is a predicted model, not a curated record. The transcript has 2 exons. The coding region runs from base 24 to 845 and encodes 273 amino acids. NCBI's taxonomy places the organism in Eukaryota, Metazoa, Arthropoda, Insecta, Hymenoptera, Pteromalidae.
CCUGUUGUCGUCGUGCCUGCAAUAUGGGCUGGUACCUGAAUCCAUCCUCCGGGACAUGUGAAGAGGCUAUUUCCACUCUCACGUACGUAGAGGGAAACUUCACCAGAGCAAAGCAUCCUAAUAACCUUCUGAAGCCAUUCAGCGAUAACAUGUUACCAAGAUCGUUCUACACCGAAACUCUGAUACGCAAAAGUUCGAUCGAUUACACCUACGGCAUCGAUAGCUUUUACAUAAGCGAUGAUACCGAUAUAUACCGUCUGAACAAGUCGAGCGAGGCGAUCGACGGAGAUCAGAAAAAGAUAUUCUCUGUUCGCGAGGGUUCUCUCAUUAGGAACAUCGAUUUCGAGGUCUUGAACGAGUACCUGUACUACGUUGACGAAAACUCGACUGGCGAACGGUCGAUAGCCGCCCUAAGCCUGGUGGCAGGUGAGCCUGCUCGCAAGUCUAAGGUAAAGUCUCAGGUGGACGUAUUUCUCAUUGGAGCGUUCUACAGUCUGAUCUACUCGCCGAACUGGGACGAGAUCUUCGGCCCACAGUCGUUACCAAAUGACCACUUCAGCAAAAAGUCGCGCCUGCGCUACUUCGACAUGCACGAAUUGGUCAGCCUCGACCCUUCCGGCGAUAGGCUCUGCUGGAUCAGCAACACGUCGGUGACGAAAAUCGAGUACCUGCAUUUCAAGGCAGUAGAGUCAAAGUACUUCGAUCGCGGAGUCAUGGACUUACCGAUCAUGAUAAAUCCGAUGUCUCUAGCAAUAGGCUUCGAUUGGAUCUUCAUAGCAAAUUUCACAGGUAUCUGGCGGUUCUCACGGAGCUGCUCAGAUCGCGGGAUAUCUCGGGAGAGAUGAAAAACGGAUGGUAUCUCACGCAAAGAUCGGUAUAUACGACUCGCACAAUCGUUACACUCAGAAUCGCCGAUUACAGAAACAUCAGGACAUGGAGAUGCAAAUAGGCGUUUGAGCCGAUUUUCCAUAGAAAUAUGUAAAUUCAAGUGUAUAAAUAGAACGUCAACAAAAUAUACUCUGUGUUGUUUUUUUCCGCGGAUGCUGACGCACCGGACAUUCAGUGAGACGCUCGCGCAGAUACCAUGGCAAUAUAGGCCAGUAGUCACAUAUCAGUUUCAGUCGUUGGUCACACUUGGACCAUCAGUGUACGUGUGACGUGUAAAACUGUAGUCAGCGGGAGCGUGGAAUCAUGAGCAGAAGUGCAGCGAGCGAAAUACAAAGUCUGAGUGCGAAGUAUAAGCAGUUUGAAACGUCCGAUGUCGUGGAGAGCACGGUCCACGUCAUGUGCGAGUCUUUCGAGGAGAAAAGAAACCGAUACGAAAAAUUAGAAGCCUUGCAGCGCUGGUACUUGAAAGGAGCAUCCGCGGUGAUAUCCAUUCUCUUGAUCACUCUGCUCAUAGUUGCAGCUGUAUGGCUCUACUAACCCAGUUACGUUUUAAUCAGGAAGAAAGAUUGUGAAAAGGCUAUGUAGAUCUUUUUCAUAAUAAAUGCUCUCGCGAUCAUCGGCUCAGCUAAAUUUUACGCAAGCGCACAUCCUCGUCCGACUUCCCACCAUCUGCUCGCGAAAGAGCAAAGCCACGAGCCUCAGAAAAAUCCAUGUGCAUAGAGCGACGUGCAGUACAAGAAAAGGAAGCGAGCGUUUUCCCAUCAUCUCUUUCUCUCCCGGGACGCGAGGACAGUCACGAGGGCCGCGGUUUCUCUCGGCGAGUCGCGCCAUUCUUCCGUUUUUUUCCGGUGCGCAUCAGAGCUCCGCGAGAUGAGAACACAGCUUCAGCAGCGCGAGGAUAUACCUGUUGCGCCGCCGGCAACGAUCUUUCGCGUUUUCUCGUCCUCCUGCAGCAGCAGCAUCGGUAUAGGGUAGAAGAAGAUGAAGACGAGAAGGAGAUGAGAAAUAGAAUGAGGGGACUCGAGGGGCUCGACUCGACAAUGGAGAGGAGAGCCAAGAGGAACUGUGGGAGGGAGAUUUCGAUGUUUUAUUUUGCGCGCAGGUGCAGCGCCGAGGCAGGAUGUGUGCUGCUGCUGCUGCUGCUGCUCGAAGAGACGACUACCAUGUGUAUACCGACUCGUCGCUCAAGGACGCCGAGAGAAUGGGAGAAAACAAAAUCGUUUACGCAAAUCUGCUUCGAAGAGAGAAAAGCGACGGAUAUUCCAGGGAUCCUGCGCAGGUAUACAGAUCACGCGUGAAUUUCCCGGUAUCCCUUUUCCCCAAGCUUUCAUCGAGGAAAAAAUCGUUUCGCAUGAAUAUUCAGAUUGGAAAGCGGGCCCUGUAAAUUUUCCACGAACGCCGACGUAAAUCCUCUAGGCAGUUUGUAAUCGUUGGCUCGUCCCGCUACACACGCGGAGACUUAAUUAUAUCAGCCUGUCCAACGAUGUAAUAUACGGUGCGGCGGCUUUCUCGUGGAUACAGCGGGUCACAUCUCGCUUGAUGGAUAUGCAUAUAUUUAAUUCCGCCUUUCUUUCUUGUCCCGCGCGAAGUACAAAUAAACAAACGCGCCUCGUCCCCGAUGUGGCGCCGCAAUAUGGAUCGAAGCCUCGUUUUCACUGACCGAUUCUAGGAUGAAACCGUCGAUCCGCGCGAAAACGAUCUCCCAUAAGGCGCGUCGAAAGAAAGUAGCGGGCCAUCCGACGCGGACAAUGAAGCGAGGCGAGGAACGACGGGCUUUCCCACAGACGGAUCGCUCGCUCGGCCGAGGAUGAUCUCGUAAAGAAAGUCGACGCGUCGGCGUCCACCGAUAUUCCCACUUUCCCCGCGCGCGCUCGUAAUUCAAGUUCAGGUGCCGAUAUCGCCGGUAUCGUGUACGGCUUUUUUCUCACAUUUAUCAUUAUAAACUCGUCCCUAAAACCGGUCAAAGUUCAGAGUUCUCGGGCGCACAGUCCCGCCUCGGAAAUGUAGGCCCCGAAAACUAGGAGAGCCUAAUUGGUCGGCCUCGCGGCCUCGCUACUGUCGCUCUGCUCGUCGAUGAACGGAAAACCUAGAGUCCAUACGGUAAUACAAAGGAGUCCGACGGAUAGAGGCAGCUGUGGGCUCGGCAACGGUACCUCGGAUUACGCCAACUUUUAAUAAGCUCGCGCAGCCUUUUCCUACCGACACGCGCUGCAAGUUUCGCGCCUCAAUCCAUCCGUGUGUAUUGUAAGACAGUGUACACGACUGGGAGAUGUAUACAUAUUCUUUUUCCUUGAUGACGGACUUAUCGGAGCGAGCAUCGGUGUAACGGUGAAUUCGUCGGCUAGACGGAUUUUCGAGGGAACGAGCAGCGACGGUGGAGAAAGAAAGUUUCCGACCUCGAGUCCAGAUAAGGAAUGGCUGCAUUUUUUAAGUCUAAUUGGGGGCUUGAGUCGAUUCGAUUAUGCAGCGAUUUUACAGUAUUUAAAAAACUGAUUUUCAUUUGUCUUUCUCUGUGACUUUUUAAUUGGCACCAAUCUGCAAUUGAAAUCGAACGUUUGGUCGCGGUGAACAAGCUCUAAUCGACCCCCUACUCCACUGGCCGGCACGAAAGAAUCAAAAGCGUCGAUUUUCCGCAGCUUGCCCACCAAAGCCCUCAUCAGAGCAUGGCUCUGGGAAUAAGAAAGAGCGGAAAAAAUCCACCAACACACACGCGUGCACACGUCUCUCUCUCUCUCUCUCUCUCUAAGCCAAGUCCGGCAAUCCGUUCGCUCGUCGAUUAAUACCGUUGUGCAGCUCGCUUUCCAUUCGCGAGCCGACCGUUUCCGCUCACGGCGGAAACUGUUACCCAACCGCACGCCAGGCGGUGCAGUCAAAACGAUCGGCUGGCGUGCAAAAAGUAAAGGGUCCGAUCGCGCACAUGCGAUUUUUACCGUCGCGCGAGUGUUUAUCGAAAGUGUGCAAAAGCUUGCGUGGAAGCGUGACUUUUUGGACGAGACGGCCUGAUGGGGUGCCAAUUAAGGUAGUCAGGCUUUUAAUGAGCGGCUCUGCCGUGGGAUUGGGUCGAUGCUGAGAUUUAUCAGUUUCGAGUGAUCCUGCGUGUGUUGAUUACUUCUCGCGAUGUUUGAUGCUGUGCUGCAGGCGACUGUGGUGGGAAACUCGUUUUUUGACAGUGAAAGUGAGACUUUAAUGUUCGACUGUGCGUUUUACGAGCUGAAAUAUAUACUGCACCAUUUUAACAGUAUAAAUAUUGCAUUUUAUUAACUCUUACAAGAUACGAAAUCCUUUCGCUUCCUUCUGAUCGAUCAAUAAACAAAUCAUUCCCAAGUCAAAAUUGUAAAAAAAAAAAAAUUCGCAAAAACCAACAGUUUGUGUAAAUUCUAAAAUUCUAAAGCCUCACUU